Molecule: messenger RNA, 1060 nt
Organism: Schizophyllum commune H4-8
Lineage: Eukaryota; Fungi; Basidiomycota; Agaricomycetes; Agaricales; Schizophyllaceae
Exons: 4
Coding region: 63-827 (254 amino acids)
Source: RefSeq, a predicted model, not a curated record
CUUGCCGCCAGGGCAUCCUCCCGCCGAAGCGCUGUCUGCAUCGCAGCAUCCGUCGCGUUACCAUGUCCUCGGCAACUCUGACCGGCGUCGCACUGUUGCAGAACGCGCGCAAAGCGGACUGCUCGAGCACGAUCGUAGACGCGCGCUUCCGCUUGGCGAGCAGUGCAACCUCGUCCAAUGGGAUGAGGGAGCUCGUAGCAGCGCUCUGCCUGACGCAUGCGGACGACAAGUCCCCUGAUCUGGAAGGGUUCUUCGUCGUGCGCGCAGAGGUCAGAACUGCUGACAUGACUGACCUGCCAUUCCCUCCCACGCCUGGUGCUAAUUAUCACUUAGUGGGCGAACUAAUGCAGGUCAUGCCAUUCCAGAGGGGUGGCUUCAUGACCCAGGACGACGCCAGACCACGUUUGUUCGCUACUGGAAGCCCUUCCAACAUCAAUCUGGACGAACUAUAUUUCUCUUUCGUACCCUCUCCUCAUGCUUCCUCCGCGUUACCCCUCGUUCAAGUCUUCACAACUGUUAGCAACCGCCAGCGACGGAGGGAUACUCUGCUUCCCCUGCUUAGAGACUCAUGCUACGUCGACGUCGAAGGCUUCAUCUCCAGCAUUCAAGAGGAUGAGAACUUCGGCAACCUCACUCGCCUCGACUUGGAGUUCGUACGUGCAACGAAAAGUUCGGCAGCUCCUGUGGUUGCUCUUCGCACGACACAAGCCAAUUGGUCCGCUUGCUACUCCGCACAAGCAGCCAGGAAGGGUGUUAUGUGCUGUGCUCCAUUGCGCCCGGCGCAACCUGUCGUGGCGGGCAGGAAGCGUAAGCUGGCUUCAGAUUAAACAUAUACUGCAUUUUGAUCCUCUCAUUGGGCCUCAUUCUUCCGCAUCUUGCUUCUUGGGACACUCUACGAAUACCCUGCGCCACCACAAUCCUAAUCCGACAAUCUUGUUUCUUGGGCCAUCGCAUGCAUUACCACAUACUGCCAACCUGUACAUCAUCGCUAUCACUAUCUCUUGACUAUGCGCUAUGCUUUCUGUCUGCAAUAUAUAUUGUGGUUCUAUUCGACCUUUCA